ACGCAAGAAAUGGGUACAUAUAAAUUCACGACGACGUGAAUUCAAACCAGGUUUCAGAGGUUAGUGAAUAUACAACAAUGGCGUUGAGAAUUUUGUGCCUGCUCAGCCUUCUGGCGUUCUCUCAUGCUGGAGUUCUUCCAUUUUUCGAUCCUAGGAUCGUAGGUGGGGUAGAUGCUAAAGAAGGCGAACGCCCAUAUCAGGUAUCUCUUCAAGAGAAAGGUUCUUCCUUCCACUUUUGUGGCGGCUCAAUCCUGAGUGAUAACUAUGUUAUUACGGCCGCUCAUUGCGUUGAUGGGAGAAACGCCAAUGGACUAAAAGUUGUUGCUGAUACCAUUGACCUAACUACACCAAAAUCGACGCAUGAAGUCUCGGAAAUUAUUGUGCACGAAAGUUAUAACCCGUCUAAUUCUUGGAAAAACGAUAUUGCUUUAUUGAAGGUAAAAACUCCCUUCGAAUCAUCUAACACCGUCGGACAUGUUCCUCUGCCACCGCAAGAUUUUGAAGUUAAUGUCGACGAUAUUGCUGUUGUGUCAGGAUGGGGCAGGCUCUGGCAAGGAGGACCGACCACUACUAAGUUGCAACGAGUCAACAUUCUCAUCACUGAUCGAGAUUACUGUAGAGAGAAGUACUCCGGCAUAGGAUAUAAUGUCCAUGCUACGCAAGUUUGCGCGCACGAUCCGUCAGAAGAAAAGGGAUCUUGCCACGGUGAUUCUGGUGGCCCAUUGACUGUCAAUGGACAACUCAUUGGAUUAGUAUCUUGGGCAUUGGGUUGCGCAAGUACCGAGUACCCCACCGUCUACACAAAUGUUCCCUCUUACAUAAAUUGGAUUGAAGAACACGCGGUUUAAACCAAUGCUAUUCACUUCCACCUAUGAUGCGAACUCUGUCCUUCAUAUUUUUUCUAAUUAUUGAUUCUUAAGUCCGCGGGAAAAAAAAUGUUCAUUAAUGUAAAAAAUGUUUGAUUACGAUAGAGUAUUUAUAUACAUAAAAAUACAACUGUACAUAGUAGGAACUUUGAAAAUCUUGUACACAUCAUUUGUGAAAUAAAUACUUAUUAUUAAUUUAUUUAA
This is a messenger RNA of Solenopsis invicta (red fire ant), 1070 nucleotides long. RefSeq names its product mite allergen Der f 3. The transcript has 7 exons. Bases 78 to 848 code for a protein of 256 amino acids. NCBI's taxonomy places the organism in Eukaryota, Metazoa, Arthropoda, Insecta, Hymenoptera, Formicidae. The record is from RefSeq and is a predicted model, not a curated record. Gene Ontology annotation, biological process: proteolysis. Gene Ontology annotation, molecular function: serine-type endopeptidase activity.